AUGGCGACCGACGGCGUGUCGAGGCUGAGCGUGGGGGUGAGCGUCAUGGUGGCGCUCAGCCUGGCCGUCUUCCUCACCAUCGUCAUCCUCCUCCUCGCCGACCUCUUCUGCUCCCACCUCCGCCGCCGCCGCCUCCGCGCGGACGCAAUGGAGGCGCCGCCGCACAAAUGGCCGAAGCGCGGCCACGGCGCCGCGGGGUCCCUGUCCCCGCCGCACGCCGCCGGCACGGCUGCCGACGACGCGUCCGUGGCCACCACGGCGACCACGGCCACCACCACGGCGCGCGAGGCGCUCACCAGCACCCCGCCCUUCUACUACGCGCACGGCGUCAUGUGCGCGCCCACCCGCAAGGACCUGCUCCUCGCCAUCCCCAGGCUGGAGGCCGCCGUGUGGAGGUGGUCGCCCGCGCGCCGCUCCUCGCCGCCGCGGUCGGACGAGCCCACCGCCCGCGGCUCCUCCUCCUCCUCCGCGCACAGCGACGGCCUCAUGUACAUCUCCAACCCAGUGUACGAGCGGGGCGCCCCCGCCGGGCACGAGCACGACACGCCGUUCGAGACGCCGGACGCAUCGCCGUCGCGGUACGGGAUUACAGAGGAAGUGCGGGGGGACGGGGCGUUCUCGCCGCCGCUGCCCAUGAUGAGGAAGCUGCCGCCGCUGGGCGUGCUGGCGUGCCCCCCGCCUGCGGUCUUCGACGGCCGGCCGCCGGUGACGUUGUGGCCCGGCACGGUCGCCGACGCCAAUCGGGCCUCCUCGUCGUCGUCCAACUUCACCGCGCGCUUCUUCUCUUCCUAG
Messenger RNA from Triticum turgidum subsp. durum (durum wheat), 792 nucleotides. NCBI's taxonomy places the organism in Eukaryota, Viridiplantae, Streptophyta, Magnoliopsida, Poales, Poaceae. The record is from the annotation of a GenBank genome assembly.